This is a messenger RNA of Annulohypoxylon truncatum, 1509 nucleotides long. RefSeq lists its product as uncharacterized. The record is from RefSeq and is a predicted model, not a curated record. The transcript has a single exon. Bases 190 to 1260 code for a protein of 356 amino acids. Lineage: Eukaryota; Fungi; Ascomycota; Sordariomycetes; Xylariales; Hypoxylaceae.
UCGGGCUCCAGCUUAUGUCAUAAAAGACCCUUACAAUACAAACCUAUCUCCGUCGGUGCUGCAGUAGAUUUUGGCAGGGUAAGGGAUAGGAGCAGCCUCCGCUUUGUAUUUAAAUAACCCACUCAUCAACGCUAGUCGGAAGCUUCAUUUCUCGUCCACAUAUAACACUGCAUCAACUUUUGAGUCACGAUGCAGCCUGCCGGAGUGCUAAUGGUCGGCAGCGUUCCCGGAGCCUCGCCGGAGGAGGUCUUCACGCGCUUAACUACUGCGCUCCCUGGCCGCCUGCAAGCCGUACCCGAUGGCGAGAUCGGCGAGCGGUUGAAUUACAUUGGAUGGCAACUGCAACGCUUUCCUCUCGUGGCCCGGCGAGCUGAACUAGGGGGGACACCGUUGCCUGAAUCUGGGUCUGGACUGCCGACCUUUACGCUUGCGGACAUCAAGCCAACAGGCUAUGAUGAGGUAGCGUUGUCGUCGUACACCGAGUUCAAACGACUCCGCCAGCAAAAUAUUAUCCCGCCAAAGGUCCGUUUUCAGAUCGGCCUGCCUUCACCGUACAACGUCUUGAUUGGCCAUCUAAAACCAGAGCUGGUAAAUGCGAUUGAGCCGUUAUAUGAACAACGUUUUGCAGAGACGAUUGAUCGUAUCGUCAAGGAUAUCCCUAGCGAUGAUGUAGUGAUUCAAUGGGACUUAUGCUUCGAAAUGAUGGCGCUUGAAUUCGAUCAGGGACGACUCACUGAUACGCGGCAUCAAGCCUAUUUUUCAUCACCCGGAGGCGUGCUACAGGGUCUUGUGGACCGUAUGGUACGUCUAUGCGAGAGAAUUCCAACAGACGUAAAACUUGCCUUCCAUCUCUGUUAUGGCGAUCUCCGGCACAUGCAUUUUAUUGAACCCCAGGAUACGUCACUCCUGGUCGAGCUCGCCAACGCCUUGCUCGCGUACGAGACUAUCGGCCCGCGAACUGAAUGGAUUCACCUGCCAGUGCCGAAAGAGCGGACGGAUUCUGAUUACUUCAAACCCCUGACCGGUCUCAAGCUGGAUAGUUAUCCAGGGUCAAAGCCGCCUUAUAUAUAUCUUGGUUUAGUACAUGCCAAUGACGAGGCUGGGACGAAGAAACGCAUCGAGACUGCACAAGCCAAUGUUUCAUUCCCAUUCGGCGUGGCGACAGAAUGCGGCUUAGGUCGGACUCCGCCUGAAGAGAUCGACAGCAUUCUACAGAUCUGUAAGGAGGUGACUGCAGAGCAUCCACAAGAGAAUCUAUAAGUAUGUGGUGCACGGCGAUGGGGGCAUCUGUGGAUUGCGACAGCCUUACAAGAUUUGCGGUAUCUUUUUAACAGUGUAUCAAAUGUACACGCUGGGGAAAUCGCAAAUAUCGAACUGAAAUUGAUUUUGUGAUUUUCGUGAGUUUAAGUUCUUUAAAUAAGAACAGAAAAGUAUUCAAUCAUUUAUUAAGAACUCGUUGAUAAAAAAGAGUGAUUGAUAUCUUUCAAAUUAAUAAAGAUGUUGAUGCCA